AGUGGUAAGAACCUGCUGAGAUCAAAUCUAAGGAGCCAGAGGAAUUAGAAGGCCUGAUGGAAGGUUGGAAGAGCUAGUCUGAAGAGGGUGAAGGAGGACCAGGAAUGUUGGAAUGAGAGGGAAGUUAGGAUUUUCAAUCAGCUCCUAGGGGUUGGUGUUGAGAACUUGAAUGGACUGUGAUGAAGAAGAGUGGCCUGGUGGUCUGGACUGGGGAAAGACACUGGGAUGUGUGGGUUAAAGUGAAGGAUGGGGGCCUAGGAAACUUAGUUUGGGGAUGUGAAAUAGGGGAUUUGAAAGUUUAGCCUGGGGGCCCUGGAAUGUUGGUGGAAGGUCGUAGACUAGAUGGAAAAAGAAUGAGAAUCAAGAGCAAGGAGGAAGAUGAAGAGUAGGAGCAGUCCCUCUAGCUUGAAGAAGAAAUCCUGGGGAAAGACUGGUAGCUCUCUUUUGAAUAUGUGCUUCCCCUUAUUGGCCAGGUAGCAGAGCUAGUCUCCAUAUUCUUCCCCCCUUCCCCCUCCCCUUUCUUUGCUGACUUGGUCAAGAGCAGAAGUGGGCAGGUUUAAUGUUUAUGGGGAGGGGAAGGAAGGAAGAGGCUGGGACUGGGCUCCUGCUCUGCCCUCCCCCAAUACUUCUCACUUUGGCCCCAGCAGGUGUCUGAAAGUGCUGCUCCUGUGGUAUUCUGGGACUUGUAGUCCUUAGUUUCAUGCCCAUGGCAUUCUGGGAGCUGCAGUCUUUGCAGUCCACAGACUGGCACAGCUGUUUGACACCAGCUGGUGUUUCUGGGUUCCCACCUCCUGUACAGAGGGUGAGGUCCUUGCCUCUCCACUGAAUCCCAUCCUCCCUCCCCCACACACAGAGGCACCCCUCCCAAGCAGCCUUAUGAGUCAGCUUAGAGCCCUGGUCUACAUCCAGCCUGGCUCUGUGGUUAGAGAAGGGGGGAACCUUCUGGUUAAAGGGUCUGGUACUCCAAAGGCCACUGAGGGUAAUGAUCAGAUGCCAAGAAUGCUGGGGUCACCUGGGGCACCUUGUCAUCAGCUGGCUUCCCUGGGAGGAGUUCACAGAGUACCCAGAAAAUCAGAGGCUGAGUGGGGGUGGGGAUAGGACCUGAAAUAAUUGCUGUAGGGUAGAAGGCUGAGGACAUUUUCCUCGGGGCAUAUGUUGGUUGGGUCAAGAAGAAUUCAAUGCUAUACUAUUUAAUUCAUUUAGCAACAGUGCUUUGAAGAGCUGUGUUGGGCUGGGGGAGAGGAAGGCAGAAUAGAGAAGGCACAAAGUAUAGUGUGGAGACACCUCUACCUCCAGAAAUAUAAACUCGAGAGAAUCAUCAGAUUCUAACAGACCUUAUGAAGUGGAAGAGUGAAAGAAUUCUUAUAGAAACUCUACCCAUUAUUCAAAGGUCAGCACAAUUUCCACCCUCUCCAGGAAAACUUCUCUGACCCUAGUCCAUAAUGAUUUAUCCUUAACCACUUCUUUUCACUAGUGCCUUCCAGGGAUAGUCAAGUCCCCUUGAUCUGAAGUCCCCUGGGCCUUCUCUGUGGUCCAGUGGGUCCCAGCUUCACCUCACCUUGUGGAUAAGGUUUGGAAAGGCAAAGAGAAGAGGUAGGGCAGUUCCAUCUAGAAGAAAAAGGGAUCUUUGGGUAAAUCCCCUGGAUUCCAUUUGAAUAGGAACAAAAUGGAAUUGGUGGGCAGUUUUUCCUCACUUGAGAGGAAACAAUUCCCUAGUCCAAGAAGCCCUCCUUAAACAACUCCCUCUGAAAUGGGUUCCUAAGUGAAGGAUUUUUUUAGUGAGGUGGUAGGGCAGAGGUGGGUGUGGGUCUAGUACAUGUGGGACAAAUUAGUGAGUGUGAAAUUGCGUUUAGUAUGCCGGUUGUUUUCUAGAGAGUAAACACAGCUGUCCUGGAGUGAAGGAACCCACCUUCAGAGUGGAAAUUAUUUUUUUGAGUUUGUGCAAGAAUGUUUUGAGGUGGGGUGGAGGCCUUACCCUCUGAAGUAAGGGGGUGGGGCUUAGGUGUCUACAGCUGCAGCCCAGCACUGCUGCCCUCUUCGGUGGCUGCCUUAUCUUUAGUUUACAGUGCCCUGGGGGGAGGGGCAGGCCCUGGGAAAGACCGUCCUUCUUAGCUCCCUUACCCCAACCCUCCCCACCCCACCUUCUUUCUCCUUGAGAACUGAGCCUUCUGUUAAAGAGCCAGGCUGCCUGGGAGCCUGUUGGAAACUGCUGGCCUGCCAGAUCACUAGCCUAAAGAGCUUGGGAACUGAAUGAAGGCUGUGGGGGAAGCGAAGGAGUCCCAUUUGAGCCAAGGAGCUGCCCGGGAUGGUGGCAGUGACCGUGCCAGUGGAGUGGGCAUGGGCCAGACUACCAGCUAGUGGAGAAGAGCAGUUGGAAAGGGGGAUUAGAGAGCCAGGCAAGGGCCCCCCUGCAGCGUGAUGUGCCCAGGACCCCCAGCCCAGGCCCAAAGCAAAGGCCUCCUGGGGAGACUGCUCUGACUUGAGGGGAACUCCAUGCGCCACGUGCAGGUGGAACCAACGCCAUCCCCUGAGCCUGGCCCCUCACAGCCCCCAGCUGGGCAGAGGGGCCGGAGGGGUGGGCUGCUCAUGGGCUUCAGCCAAGCAGGAGGGACUGUGUCCCAGGGAGUCUACCAGGUGUCUGUCUUUUCCCCUCUGGCCAGCCCUCCUGAACCCCGUAGGGCCCUGAAGCGGCCAGGACCCCCUACUGAAGGUGUCCGUGAGGCAAAGAGAGGUCCAGGGCUAGCGGGUAGGGAAGGACAACCCCUUGAGGAGCCAGCCACUUUAGGGCCAUUGGAUCCUGGGCUGGGCCUGGGGCUGGGAGGGGCAGGUCAGCACUUCUCACACCGUGGCCUCCAAGUUGUGGAGCAUCGGGACAGCCCAACUCCACCUAGAACUACUGGGGCCUGGAUUUCCCCUGGGCCUCUACCACAUGCUUCCUAUAGCACUUUGCACACCAGAGACUGGGGCCCCCCAGAGCCUGGGGGGAAGGCGGGCCUAGAUGAGGCCCCUGGGCCAGUGACACCUUCUGGCCAGCUGCACAUACUUGAUGCUGAUUUGCACAGUCUUGCACAGAAAGGGGAAGAGGACCCAGGACCUGAGAUGGGCAAUGGGGGUAGCCCCUGGCCUGGGGAACCCCCCGGCACUGCCAAUGGACACAGCCCUGAGCAUACUCCCCCAGGCCCAGCCCCCCCAGGGCCCUGUCCUGCCAAGCGACGGCUGCUCCCAGCUGGAGAGGCCCCUGAUGUCAACUCUGGAGAUGAGGGACCAGCCCCCCGAAGGCAUAGGGCUGCUCCUUCUGGCCCUCCCCCUGCUACCCGAAGUACUGAUGCCAAAGCUGCGCCAUUCUGGAACCACCUGCUGCCCAUAUCCAGGGAGCCAAUGCAGGGCUUGGCAGACUGCAGUCCUACAGGGCGAAGACUGAAAGGUGCCCGACGUUUAAAACUGAGCUCUCUGCGAAGCUUCCGGAAGGGGCCAGGCCUGCUGAUUUCUCCCAGUGCCCCCCAUGUUCCUACCCUUGCUGUCAGCCGCACCCUGCUAGGCAACUUUGAGGAGUCAUUGCUUCGAGGUCGAUUUGUGCCAUCUGGCCACAUUGAGGGCUUCACUGCUGAGAUUGGGGCCAGUGGUUCCUACUGCCCCCAGCAUGUCACCCUACCUGUUGCUGUCACCUUCUUUGAUGUCUCUGAGCAUAGUGCCCCAGCCCCCUUCCUGGGCGUCGUGGACCUGAACCCUCUGGGGAGGAAGGGCUAUAGCGUUCCCAAGGCGGGCACCGUUCAAGUGACCUUAUUUAACCCUAACCAGACGGUGGUGAAGAUGUUCCUUGUGACCUUUGACUUCUCGGACAUGCCUGCUGCCCAUGUGACCUUCCUUCGCCACCGACUCUUCCUGGUGCCUGUGGGUGAAGAAGGCAGUGUGAACCCUACUCGACGCCUCCUCUGCUACCUGCUACACCUCAGGUUCCGAAGUUCUCGUUCUGGCCGGCUGUACCUACAUGGGGACAUCCGCCUCCUCUUCUCCCGUCGGAGCCUGGAACUAGACACAGGGCUCCCCUAUGAGCUGCAGGCCUUGACAGAGGCCCCCCAGAAUCCUCGUUAUUCACCUUUGCCCUGACUGCCCAGAUGAAAAGCAGGCCUUUCCAAGGACACUGGCCUACUCCAUCUUCGACUCCCUGGGCCUGAGGAGAGAGAGGCAGGUCCUCCAGGCCUGAAUUAAAGGGACAGCCAUACUCAAGAUUGAAGUAUUGACCAUUUGGUGUUUGAAACUCCUGUCCUCCAUCUUCCAGCUAAUUAAAGCCCUGCUCCAGGUUCACACACACUCUCUCCCCUCCCUUUUGGCUUUCCAGCCACUACCCUAGAUGGUGAAGAAGGGAAAUAUCCCUAAUGUCUGGAGUUGUAGGGGGUGGGGCCUUCUCCAAGUUCUGUAGAGCUUAGGAACACAGGCCUAUCAACCUUUUCCUCAGCUUUCCCUUCCCAUCCUGGGCAGGGGCCACCUCUUGUUUUAUUUAUUGCUAAUUUAUAAUUUAUUCAAUUGGAACUGCUUUGUUGACCUCCAAAACCUGACAAUUGACAUUGCUCCACCCAUCUCAGAUACUGCCCUAACCUUUGGGUUUGAGCAGACUGAUCUCUGCUAAGGUGAAUAGAGCUGCCCUCUAUUGGUUAGGGACAGCGAUGCUAGGAGGAAGAAGAGAGUAUAGCAGAAUGGUAUGGGGGUGGCCUUACUCCAUGUGCCUGAGGGCCAGAGUAGAGGUGUUAUCCUGAAGAGACUGGGUCAGUAGCCAAAGACCUAGUUUCCCUACUUCCUGUUCUCCCUUACCUUGCCCCAUGAGGCCUCCCAGAAACCAAACGUGUGUGUGUGUUUGUAAAAGUAAGCCACAAGGGGGGAAUGGGCACUAUAUUCCAAUGUGCCCUUUCCCUUCACUGUCCAUCUCUCCCACCCUUGGGGGGGGGCGCCCAAGUGAAGAGAGAGAGAGGGGUGUGUGUGAGUGUGUGUGUGUAUGUGUGUGUGUGUGUGUGUGUGUGUGUUUGGGGGCAGUGGGGUGGAAGAGACAUGGCUAGGGUUGAAGAGUCAGGGCCAAGAACAAGGGCUCUCCUCCUUCCCACUUCUUGCCCAGGGAAAGGCUGAGCCCUGGACUCUGACCCACCUACCUCAGCUUGGGGGAGGAAUGGCCCCUGCACAUUUGUGUUAUGGUUGCUGUGGUUCCUGGCUGUCUGUUCCCCCUGGACUGUACCCUAUCCUGGACCCUGACCCAGCCCCAGCCCUGCCUCCUGGGGAUGAGUGUAGGGGAACAAACAUUUGCAGAAACUUGAAAAUCAGAGGAAUAAAUUGUACCUGGUACUUUUCUUAAAAAAAAAAAAAGAAAAGAAAUUUAAUAAAUUUUGUUUGGAGACAUGA
Monodelphis domestica (gray short-tailed opossum) is the source of this 5388-nucleotide messenger RNA. RefSeq names its product atos homolog B (gene ATOSB). NCBI's taxonomy places the organism in Eukaryota, Metazoa, Chordata, Mammalia, Didelphimorphia, Didelphidae. The record is from RefSeq and is a predicted model, not a curated record.